UCGGAUUGUUCGCGGUGUAGACGUAGCUCGCUGAUUCACAAACUUGAAACUUGAAACGUUCGAUAACUCGAGUCUCGAUUCUCGAGUUAACCCACCAAUUCGAUUUCGAUAUCGAGCAUAGGCUGUUUGUGAGCUGGUACGCGGGCUUGGGUCGCGAGUCGACUCGCGAACCAUUAUCGUCUCGUAUUCGCGCAUUCGAGUAUCGUUAUCGUUAUCUUUUGGUUGCUGCACUUGUUCGUUAUCACUUUAUCAACAGCCAGCAGGCAGUAGUGAAGAGAGUCGGCUUUCGGCUUUAUUUAUUAGUACUCGGUACAUUACAUAAACAUAUUAUUGUGCGCGUUUUUCGUUUCAAACAUCAAACGUACGAGUAUUGAAAAAAUUGUAUUUCGAGUAGUGUUUUUAAAUUGUGCGAUACGGAUACGGGUUACGGUUAAUUUUCAAAAAUACGCCACUUCCUGUGACUGUGUGUUGUGUGUUCGGUGGUUGUGAUGGUUGUGCUAAAUUAAAAUUAGGUAUACUCGUAUACAUAUGUAUUAUUAUACCGUAAUGUACGUACGUCGACGUAGUAUUUGUCUACAUACGACUACGUAGAAAUGAAGCAUUACCUAAUGACGAACGUUGGGGAACUAGUAAAUUUCAAAUCAGGAUAAUAGAAUUGACUUUAAAACAUCAUUAAACAUGUUAAUGGAGAAGCAGAAAGUAUGGGUUUCGGACCCGGUCGAAGGCUUCGUUAUGGGGCGCAUCGUAGACAUAAAAAUGGACGAAGUCGUCGUCCAACCACUCGACUCGAAGAAAUCUCCCAUAAGUUGCGAGCUAGAUCGCGCUUAUCCGGCCGAAGAAUACGACAGCAAAGAUGUCGACGAUAAUUGCGCUCUAAUGCAUUUGAACGAAGCCACACUGUUGAACAACAUACGAUUGCGAUAUCAGAAAGACAAAAUUUACACGUACGUUGCUAAUAUUUUGAUCGCUGUAAAUCCGUAUUUCGAGAUUAAGAACCUGUACGCUCAAUCGACGAUGCGUUCGUAUCAAGGCAAAUCACUCGGUGUUUUAUCUCCUCAUGUUUUUGCCAUAGCGGAUAAAGCAUUUCGCGAUAUGAAAGUAUUAAAACAGUCUCAAUCGAUUAUCGUAUCCGGAGAGUCUGGUGCUGGUAAAACCGAAUCUACCAAAUACCUGUUGAAAUAUUUAUGCGACUUGUGGGGCUCAGCGGCUGGACCUAUCGAGCAGAAAAUCCUAGAUGCUAAUCCAGUACUGGAAGCUUUCGGAAACGCCAAAACAACACGUAACAACAAUUCGUCCAGAUUCGGGAAAUUCAUGGAAAUACAUUUCGACAGUCGUUAUUGCGUCGUUGGUGGUUACAUAUCGCAUUAUUUGCUGGAGAAAUCGCGUAUUUGCGUGCAAAGCUCCGAAGAGAGAAAUUACCAUUUUUUCUAUUUACUUUGUGCCGGAGCUCCGGAGCAAUUGAGGGAGAAAUUAAAAAUCACAAAUCCGGACGAUUUUAACUAUUUGAGAAAAGGAUGCACUCAAUAUUUCACAAAAAAUGCCACCGAGAAAACGUUGAAACCAAAUCAAAUUAGCGCAAAUCAUAAAAAAAGAGGCAACCUGAAAGAUCCACUAUUGGACGAUGUGAUCGAUUUUCAAAACGUCGACAGAGCUUUAAGUAGUAUCGAAUUAUCGGAAGCUGAAAAAUACAAUAUCUAUUCGGUAGUGGCAGCUGUACUUCAUUUGGGUAAUAUCGAAUUCGAAGAAAAUACCGAUAAUAAUAAAGGUGGAUCCAAAGUUGUAGACCAGAGUGAAAAAUCAUUGAGAAUAGCUGCUCAAUUAUUAUCGGUAGACUGCGAUGAGUUGAGACAAGCUUUGCUCACCAAAGUCAUGAUGACGAAUCGAGGAGGCAUUAAAGGAACCGUUAUAAUGGUGCCUCUAAAAGUAUACGAAGCUAAUAACGCUCGAGACGCUUUAGCCAAAUCAAUCUACAGUCGAUUAUUCGAUCACAUCGUCAAAAGGAUCAACGACAGUAUACCGUUCAAAGCAUCGAGUUACUACAUCGGUGUUUUGGAUAUCGCUGGUUUUGAAUAUUUCACCACAAACAGUUUCGAACAGUUUUGUAUAAAUUAUUGUAACGAAAAGUUACAGCAAUUUUUCAACGAACGUAUUCUCAAAGACGAACAAGAGCUGUACGAGAGGGAAGGCUUACAAGUGCGAAAGAUUCAAUUCGUUGACAACCAAGACUGUAUAGAUUUAAUCGAAGCUAAAAGCACCGGUAUCUUCAGCUUGUUGGAUGAAGAAUCCAAAUUACCUAAACACAGCGCCGAACAUUUCACCAACGAAGUGCAUCGUCAAUGGAAUGGCCAUUUUAGAUUGAGUGUUCCACGUAGCUCAAAACUCAAGGUGCAUAGAGAACUAAGAGACGACGAAGGUUUCUUGGUUAGACAUUUUGCAGGAGCUGUAUGCUAUAAAACGGAUCAAUUUAUCGAGAAAAAUAACGACGCCCUCCAUGCGAAUUUGGAAGGAUUGAUUUUGGAAAGUAAAAACGCCUUCCUGCAAGCGUUGUUUGAAAACAGCAACGAUCUCAGCGCUACGCUCAACAAGGGCAAGUUGACUUUCAUCAGCGUCGGUUCGAAAUUCCGCAUGCAACUUUCCGAAUUAAUGGAGAAAUUAAAAAGCACCGGUACAAAUUUCGUUCGAUGUAUCAAACCGAAUCACAAAAUGGUCGAUCAUUGUUUCGAAGGCGGUUCGAUCUUGUCACAAUUACAAUGUUCGGGAAUGACUAGCGUUUUGGAACUGAUGCAACAAGGGUAUCCGUCCAGAUGCCCGUUUAACGAGUUGUAUAAAAUGUAUCAAAAACUCAUGCCUCCUGAAUUGGCAAGAUUGGAUAGCAGACUGUUCUGUAAGGCAUUAUUUAGAGCUAUCGGUAUGAGCGAAAAAGAUUACAAAUUCGGUGUCAGCAAAGUAUUCUUCAGACCAGGAAAGUUCUCCGAAUUUGACGCCAUUAUGCGUUCUGAUCCGGAGAACUUGGCGACCAUGAUAUCCAAAGUGAAAAAAUGGCUGAUCGCGUCCCGAUGGAAAAAAACGCAAUGGUGUUCGUUGAUGGUAAUCAAAUUGAAAAACAAGAUAUUGUAUCGACGAAGUUGCCUCAUCACGAUCCAGAAAAACGUUCGAAUGCAUUUGGCGAAAAAAAAGCACAGACAUCGGUACAGAGGUGUGAUCAAAAUGAACAGUUUAAAAUCAAUUUUAAACAAAAUGGAACCAUUAAUCGGCCAGCUAAAAGAAGGAAAAGCCAGUUUUACCGAGAACGUGAACCGACUGCAAUCGAAUUUCGACGCCAGUAUUAAGAAGAUUAAGAAUAAUGAAGCCAUCAGCGAGGACGAGAUCGAUAAAAUGUACACGAAUUUGAUGAACGAGGCGAAUAAGCAAUUAGGCGAACUGCAACAAAAAGUGGCCAAACAGAAGAGCAGCGAAGAACAGUCACGAAUUCGAAAAUUACAAGAAGAUAUGGAAAUUGAACGCAAACGAAAAGUUGAAGAAGAGAGAAAGAAAAAGGAAACACAAGAUUUAAAAAAACAGAAAAUCGAAAUGGAAAUCAGAAGAAAAGCCGAAGAACACGAGCAAGAAAAACAAAUGUUGGAAAUAUCGAAAACUACCAAUUUCUUCGAAAUCGAAGAAGAGCAGAAAAAAAUUGAAAAACAGUUGCGAGAGAAAUUAGAGCAAGAACGCAGAGAUCAUGAAUUAGCAUUGAGAUUGGCUCGUGAAACGAAUAGCGUACUCGAUGAUGCCCAGCCUUCCAAUACCAGCACUAAAGAACCAAGUCUGAACCAGUUACUCGGCGAACCCAAUGAAAAUGGCAAAUACGAUUUAUCCAAAUGGAAAUAUUCACAGUUACGCGACAUUAUCAACACAUCUUGCGAUAUAAAACUUCUCGAGGCUUGCAAAGCGGAAUUCCAUCGCAGGCUGAAAGUAUAUCACGCGUGGAAGGCGAAAAACAACAGACGAAGCAUUAUGGACGAAAACGAUCGAGUACCCCGGUCUAUUUUAGAAGAAGCGAAUAAACCGAAAACAGGCAUUAAAAAGUACGAAGCGAAUACGAAUUCUCAGAGAUACUUCAGGAUACCGUUUGUGCGACCGGCUGCAAAUUCGGUCAAUGGCACCGGUGAUCUUGGGGUCAAGAAAGGAAUGUGGUAUGCUCAUUUCGAUGGUCAGUACGUAGCUCGUCAAAUGGAACUGCAUCCGGAGAAACCACCGAUUUUAUUGAUAGCUGGCAAAGACGAUAUGCAAAUGUGCGAACUGAGUCUAGACGAAACCGGAUUAACUCGUAAACGGGGCGCCGAAAUAGUCGAAAGCGAAUUUGAAAAAGAGUGGAGACGACAUCAUGGGCCACCAUACAUGCGCCCAGGAGAUCCAAAUCGCGCAGGUGCCAACGGGGAUGCAUAUCGUUUCGGCAAAACUCCUAUCAACGUUUCCUAACCCUGCUCGAGGGUAAUCCGGUGAUCCUCCUUCAUCCAAUAUUGUAUUGUAUGUGACCAUUCUCUUGCCAAUAAUAAGGCAGUUUCAGCUUUUCAAAUCGUAACCUCUUCAUCAUCAUCAAACUGUAACCAUCGUGUCGUUGAGUCGGGUCACUUUUACGUAAUAUCAUAAUUUUUAAUUAUUUCUAAUGUAUCUACGUAUAUACCUAAACCAAGAAUAAAUUAGUAACAGUAGGCAUUUCAUUCCAAAGCGACAUCUGCUGUGACUUUUACGCACUUUGAGCAAUUUCUGUACAUGUAUGUGUGUGAGUGCCCGCAAAUUUUUGUACAAUACGUUAAUUUAAGUCUUUCGUUUUAGUCUAUAAGUCUUUCGUUCAGAGUUCUGUUUAUUCCAUUCACAUUCCCAUUUGCUCGUCUGACAUGAGUGAUUGUCAAUUUUAUUCUGAAUUAAAUUGAACAGUUCCUUGUCAUGAUUCAUCCAUCUUUUUCGUACUGUAGUGUUCAAUUUGAUAAAAUUUCACGCCACUGAAUCGAAAAUCGUUUCAAAAAAGUGGAUGAAAAAAAAAACAAAUGCUUUUUUAUGAUAGUUUAAAGAGGAUAUUAGCAAUUUUGAAAUUUUUUUGUGAUCGCGAAUGAUGAUCAUUGUACAUAAAUUUGAGCCCCCAAAUACGAUAUUUAGACCAACCAGACGGGUUUCAUUACCAUUUUACUCGCGUAACCCUCGACGACAUUCCUAGCAUGAUUUACUAUUCAAUAUGUUACUGUGAUUUUUUUUUUUUUUAGAUGGGUCAAAUUUUUUUAGUCGUUUAAUCGUUCGAUUUUGUUUAUACCACUAUCCUGAUAAUUUCAAUGUACGAGUAGCAUAGGAUUAUACUAAAUCCGAUAUUAUUAAAAGAGAUAAGUAUCUUCGAUAUGGUUAACCAUUUUAGAGUUUUUUUUUUCUUUUUCAAUAACGACGGCGACAGCGACACCAUAACAAUAACAAUGAUUUGUAAUAAUGAAAUUUAAGUAAAAUUAUAUUGUAGAUUAUACGUACCAAUCGUUAUUUCGUACCUGUACACAUUUUGCAACAAUAAUAAACUAAAUUUUCAACGUU
Messenger RNA from Planococcus citri (citrus mealybug), 5553 nucleotides. Its product is annotated as myosin heavy chain 95F-like. Lineage: Eukaryota; Metazoa; Arthropoda; Insecta; Hemiptera; Pseudococcidae. The record is from RefSeq and is a predicted model, not a curated record. Gene Ontology annotation, cellular component: myosin complex; endocytic vesicle; actin cytoskeleton. Gene Ontology annotation, molecular function: actin filament binding; ATP binding; microfilament motor activity. Gene Ontology annotation, biological process: vesicle transport along actin filament; endocytosis; actin filament organization. Bases 679 to 4458 code for a protein of 1259 amino acids. The transcript has 23 exons.